This is a messenger RNA of Fibroporia radiculosa, 1560 nucleotides long. RefSeq lists its product as uncharacterized. The record is from RefSeq and is a predicted model, not a curated record. Gene Ontology annotation, biological process: sterol metabolic process. Lineage: Eukaryota; Fungi; Basidiomycota; Agaricomycetes; Polyporales; Fibroporiaceae. The transcript is spliced from 5 exons. Gene Ontology annotation, molecular function: iron ion binding; monooxygenase activity; oxidoreductase activity, acting on paired donors, with incorporation or reduction of molecular oxygen. The coding region runs from base 1 to 1560 and encodes 519 amino acids.
AUGGCGUCCGCCCGCGACCAGUCCAUGAAGGCUUCAAUGCCUGCCUACACGUCCAAUCCAACGCACGAGGUUUUUACCUCGGCGUUUUUCUCAUCGUCUUCGGGCUCCGCUAACUGGCUUUUCACGACCCUGGCUAUCGUCUUUGCCUUGUUGGUACUAGAACAGUCGGUAUAUCGAUAUAAGAAACGCCAUCUGCCUGGUGCCAAUUGGACCAUUCCGCUUAUCGGCAAGUUCGCCGACUCCGUUAAACCUACCAUGGAAGGCUACAAGAAGCAGUGGCAAUCCGGUGCUUUAAGUGCUGUCAGCGUAUUCAACAUUUUUAUCGUCAUGGCGUCUACAAACGAAUAUGCCCGCAAGAUCUUCAACUCGCCGAACCAUGCCGAGCCCUGCCUUGUAUAUUCCGCGAAGCAGGUCCUUCUAUCUGACAAUUGGGUCUUCUUGACGGGGAAAGUUCAUGUUGAAUAUCGUCGGAUUCUCAAUACCUUGUUCACUCGCAAGGCUCUCGGUGUCUACGUGGGUAUCCAGGACGAGAUCACGCGCGAGCAUAUCGCGAAAUGGCUUGCUGAAGCAGCAAAGGAUCCCUCGCCGAAGCCUAUCAUGAUGCCUGCGCGUGAUCUGAACAUGGUAACUUCCCUUCGCGUUUUCUGUGGGAAGUACAUUCCCGAUCAUGCCGCGCAAGAAAUUGCGGACAAGUACUGGACAAUCACCGUUGCUCUGGAACUCGUCAAUUUCCCUCUCGCGCUCCCGGGCACGAAGAUUUAUCGAGCGAUCCAAGCACGAAAGAUCGCGAUGCGCUGGUUGGAACACGCAGCACACGAGAGUAAGAAGGCGAUGGCGGCAGGUGGUGAACCAGGGUGUAUGCUCGAUGAAUGGGUGCAUGUACUCGCGGACCCAAAUCACAAGGGUCGCCGCGAGUUUAGUGACCAUGAGAUGGCAAUGGUUGUGUUCUCGUUCCUUUUCGCCAGCCAGGACGCGAUGAGCAGCGGAUUGAUUUAUGGUUUCCAACACCUGGCAGAUCAUCCGGAGAUUCUCGAGAAGUUGCGGGAGGAGCAAGCUCGCGUGCGUGGUGGCGACUUCCAGAAGCCGGUCACGCUUGAGAUGAUGGAUGAAAUGCCUUAUCUUCGUGCCGUGGUCAAGGAGAGCAUGCGUGUCAAGCCGCCCGUUACGAUGGUUCCGUACAAGACGACGAAGGCGUUCCCCAUCUCUAGCGACUAUACCGUCCCUGUAGGUAGCAUGGUGAUCCCGUCCAUCUACCCUUCAUUACACGAUGCGGAGGUUUUCCCUGAACCUGAAGCAUUCCUACCGGAGCGCUGGUUGGACCCGCAAGGCAGCGCCAACCAGAAUCCCAAAAACUAUCUUGUAUUCGGUAGCGGACCUCAUAAGUGCAUCGGCAUCGAGUAUGCUGUGAUGAACAUUGGGUUGGUUCUUGCGGAUGCAGCUGUUCUAAUGAACUGGGAACACGUUCGUACAGAGAAGAGCGACAAAGUCCAGAUCAUUGCAACUCUUUUCCCUCAGGAUGGCUGCCUCAUGAAGUUUACUCCUCGCGAACAGGCAUCAUAG